AUGGCCGAUGACGAGGAGCAGGACUCGGCCGCCAGGGGCCUCUCGUGUGCAGAUGUGGAGCUGAUGGUGUCGGAGUUCGGGCCGUUCUUCGAGCGGCCAGAUUGGCUGCAGUACAAAGCGGACCUCAGCAAGCACCCGAGCAAGGCCGACCAGGAGCCCAUUAGGAAGUACAUCAAGGUGUGCAUCACAAUCAGGAGCAGAAUCGCGCCGAACUGCUCGCUGUCGAAGAAGGCCACGGAGCAUGCAGUCGAGCUGAUCUCGAAGGACAAGUGGGAGUUCCCAGGUGACACCCUCGUGGCGUACCGCUGUGAGGUGGCGGCGAAGCUGCGGGCGCUGGCCAGGCACUGCGCGUCGCUGUGGAGCAGGCCCAAGCUGCCAAAGUGGUUCGCGGAGUACCUCAAAGCAGAGGGCUACGACGAGAGCCCCGACGCCGACAGCAAGUAUGUGUACAAGUACAGCGAGUACAAGAACAACGCCGUCAGGAUCCAGACAGGCACGAUGGCCGAGAUCGAGUGCGAGAUGAUCGAGGGCCCAGAUGCCAGUGGCUGGUGCACGGCGUUCUGGGCAGACGGCGCCACGUGGCAGUUCCCGAAGCACUUGCGCGUCAAGCAGAAGGCGUCCGCCAGCAAGCUGCCCCGCAUCACCUUGCAGAGCGAGAGCGAGGGCCAGAUCGAGCUGUUCAUGCGCCUGGCCAAAGACAGGGACCCAGACCACAGGCUCGUCCAGAUCAUGAAGAAGACCAACACGGGGGAGACGGGCAAGACGGCCGUGGUGGAGCAGCAGACACAGGCCAGCUGCGGGUACUGGCCCUCGGAGGACGAGGCGACCAAGGCGAUGAAGGUCAUCCUGGACAAGUUCCAGAGCGGGGAGAUCACGACGAAGCAGGACGCCAACAAGUACAAGCUCGACAUCAUCAAAGGCAUGGAGAAGCGACGAG
This is a messenger RNA of Prorocentrum cordatum, 937 nucleotides long. The record is from the annotation of a GenBank genome assembly. NCBI's taxonomy places the organism in Eukaryota, Dinophyceae, Prorocentrales, Prorocentraceae.